UUGGGAUAAAAAAGUUUUACGAAAUAGAUUGUUUCGAAUCUUUCAUCGGAACACGCUCCGGGAUGCGGUCUGAUGUUUUUAUCGAGUAUGGAAGCGGAUUGGGAUACCUUAGUCAACACCUGCACGAAAGGCACGGGCAGAAGAAGGUGCUGGGUGUCGAAGGCAAUCCGCAGCGGGUAGAAACUAGUCUUCGUCGUCAGAGCGUACUCUAUCCAUCCUCGAAGGAAGCCGUCCGGUACCUGGCUCACUUAAUAGGCGAAGAAUCGAUCUUCUAUCUUCAGGAUACGCUUGCUAAAUAUUUCCCCAGCGAGUCCUCACCAACCGCGACGAUUGUCGGAUUGCAUGCUUGUGCAGAUCUUUCGGUCUUGGCGAUGCGACACUUCGUACUCUGCCCAACCAUCCAAGAGCUGAUCAUCAUGCCGUGUUGUUAUCACAAAAUGAUGCUCAAGUCAGACGGACAAACGUUCCUCAAUGUCCCGCUCAGUGAGGAAUUAGCAGCUGCGCUGGAUUUCGUAAAGGGAGAUUUUAUUAGUCGAUCCUUCUUACGCUUGGCCAGCCAACAGACUGCUGCACGAUGGAAAACGUUGACCGUCAAGGAUCAUCAGCAUCACGGACAAGUCAUGUUUCACCGAGGUCUUGUGGAUGCUAUCCUGAAUGACGGAGAAUCAGUAAAGGUUGGCAAAGUGAAGCUGAUACCGAAUGCACUGGCGAGGGAUGAUUUACUGAAGCAAUUCAUCCUUCAAAAGGAAUCUAAUGGGUCACUAGAGGAAGCGGAGUGGACGGAUGCUCAUCGACAAAAAUUGAAGGUAUUGCUUAGCAAGUAUCCCGACGGAGAUCGGCUUUCGGAAUACAUCGAAUGUCUUCAAACCUGUGUCCAGUAUGUGCGCACGGAAUGGGCUACGCAUACGCAGGAAGUUGGUUCGAUUACGAAAUGAGAGCUUAACACCUCGAUGCUUUAUUUUUUAUGCCACCAAACUAUCAACAGCAGACGAUGAAAUAAAGGCUUCGUGAUACAC
Molecule: messenger RNA, 1016 nt
Organism: Anopheles darlingi
Lineage: Eukaryota; Metazoa; Arthropoda; Insecta; Diptera; Culicidae
Exons: 3
Coding region: 63-935 (290 amino acids)
Source: RefSeq, a predicted model, not a curated record